Messenger RNA from Miscanthus lutarioriparius, 1524 nucleotides. NCBI's taxonomy places the organism in Eukaryota, Viridiplantae, Streptophyta, Magnoliopsida, Poales, Poaceae. The record is from the annotation of a GenBank genome assembly.
AUGGCCGACGACCCGCCGCGGCGUCCGCCGUCGGCGCUAGCGAGGAAGAGCGCGCCGGCGCAGCCGUGGUCGGACGUCGAGACGAUGCACCUCAUCGACGCGUACGAGGAGCGCUGGACGGCGCUGCGCCGCGGCCAGCUCAAGGCGCACCAGUGGGAGGAGGUGGCGGCCGAGGUCGUCGCCCGCUGCGCCGCCACACCGGGGGUCGUCGCCCAGCGCAAGACGGGCACCCAGUGCCGCCACAAGCUCGAGAAGCUCCGCAAGCGCUACCGCACCGAGGGCGCCCGCCCCGUCACCUCGCUCUGGCCUUACUUCCGCCGCAUGGAUCGCCUCGAACGGGGGCCCCUCGCCGCCUACCCGGCCGCGGCUGGCUCCCCGCCUGCCGCCGACGGCGACGAAGAGGAAGAGGAAGAAGAAGAGGAGGACGAAGAGGAGGAAAACGUGCAGGAGGAGGAAGAGGAAGAGCUCGUCCCCCGCAACAACACCCGGAGCAUCAACGGCAUCAUCCGGGAAUUCGGCACCGGCCUCGCCCCGCGCCACCCGCAGCUGCAGCUCCACCAGCCGCCGCCUUCUUCCAUCACGCCGUCCACCGCGCCCCCGCGCAAGAGGGUGGCCUACGAGGCGUUCCAGGCCAAGGCCGCCGCCGCCGCGGCGGCGGUGGCGGUCAAGGCCAAGGACGACGACGACGAGGCCGUGGAGCUGGCCCGCCGCGGGGGCUCCUCUGGGCGGGGGGCUGGGGGAGCCGGCGCGCAGCUCUCGGCUGUGCUGAGGGAUUUCGGCGAGGGCGUCAUGCGGCUGGAGCGGCGGCGCAUGGAGCCGAGGCUCGGCGGCCGCCGCGGCGUCUUCGGCCUCGACGCGCUUCUCUCGGCUGCGGAGCUGCUCUGCCUCGCGCCGCCGGCCAUCUGCUCGGUGGUCUGCGCUGCGCGCCUCGUCUUCCUGCCGGCUGGCGCCAGCGUCGUGCCCCCGCCGCUGCUGGUCCUGCAGUACGUGCUCUUGGUGGGCGCGGUGGCCAUCGGCAGCCUGAUACGGCGGAGGCAGUCGGGGCGGCUCCGCCCGGCGGCCGGUGCUGCGGGGGUGGGGGGUGGAUUGACGGGGAGGGUGGAGAAAGUGGAGGAGACUGUCAGGGGUAUGGUGGCGGCAAUUGCUGUGCUCUCGAGGACCGUCGAGAAGCUCGGCCUCAGGUUUAGGGUGUUGCGGAGGACGUUGAGGGACCCUAUCACUGAGACAGCGGCUUUAGCGCAGAAGAACUCUGAAGCCACUCGUAUUCUUUCUGCACAAGAAGACCUCCUUGAAAAAGAAAUCGGUGCAAUUCAAAAAAUUCUUUAUGCAAUGCAGGAACAACAGCAAAAGCAACUUGACCUAAUCCUUGCGAUUGGGGAAGCAAGCAGGAUACUGGAUGGCGAACAAGACUUGUUAGGCAGGGACAGUGCUAGAUCUUCCAGCGCAAGUCCAGCUCCAGAGCUGGAGAACAAACAAGUAGAAACAGAAUCUGAAGCGGUUACAGGAGGAAAUAACAAGUCCUGA